UGCUCUUAGGUUUCACCGCAUCCCUGUGAGCUGAAGAGACGACGCUUCUUCAAAUUUGUUUCAGCUCUGAGACAAAUUUCAUAGCAGAUUUUUUUUCCCUGAAGGGCACGAGAGUUUAUAUCAAGCCUAAUUAUGAGUACCCAGUACGAGUCGAACCUGCACACCAUCUCCCCUGAGAUGCCGGCCAUGUUUGACGGCAUGAAGCUAGCGGCCGUCGCCACGGUUCUCUACAUCAUCGUCCGCUGCUUGAAUCUUAAGAGUCCCACUGCACCACCGGACCUCACCUACCAGGACACGGCCCUUAACCGCUUCCUGCUCAAGUCCUGCUCUCAGAUGACCAAAGAGUACGUUCCGCCAUUACUGUGGGGUAAGAGCGGCCACCUCCAAACAGCGCUGUAUGGUAAACUGGGUCGGGUAAGCUCGCCUCACCCCUGUGGAAUCAGGAAGUAUUUACCCAUGCAUGAUGGAGCCACCGCAACCUUUGACCUCUUUGAGCCACUGGGGGACCAUCAAACAGGAGAUGAGAUCACCAUGGUGAUAUGUCCUGGUAUCGGUAACCAUAGCGAGAAGCAUUACAUCCGGACCUUUGUAGAUUAUGCCCAGAAGGAGGGCUACAGGUGCGCUGUGCUGAACCAUCUGGGCGCUCUUCCCAACAUCGAGCUUACCUCUCCACGCAUGUUUACUUAUGGGUGCACUUGGGAGUUUGCAUCAAUGGUUGGCUACAUUAAGAGGACCUACCCUAAAACCCAGCUGAUUGUCGUGGGCUUCAGUCUGGGUGGAAACAUCGUUUGCAAAUUCCUGGGCGAGAGCAGAGCCAACCAGGAGCGAGUGCUGUGCUGCGUGAGCGUCUGCCAGGGUUACAGUGCUCUCAGGGCUCAGGAAACAUUCCUACAGUGGGAUCAGUUCAGACGCUUCUAUAAUUUCCUAAUGGCAGAUAACAUGAAGAAGAUCAUCCUCUCACACAGGCACAGUCUUUUUGGGGAAAGCUCACCAAAAAAAUUUGAUGCAGAUCUCAGCCGGCUGUACACAGCAACGUCCCUCAUGCAGAUCGACGACAACAUCAUGAGAAAAUUUCAUGGCUACAGCUCUCUCAAAGAGUACUAUGAGAAGGAGAGCUGUGUACAUUAUAUCCACAAUGUGGAUGUGCCACUGCUCCUGGUAAACUCUGCAGACGACCCUCUGGUUCAUGACUCAUUGCUUGCUAUCCCUCGCACGUUAGCAGCAAAGAAACCUAAUGUGAUCUUCGCCCUGACGCUUCACGGAGGCCACCUGGGCUUCUUCGAAGGGGAUGUCCUCUUCCCUCAGCCCCUCACCUGGAUGGACAAAGUAAUUGUGGGUUACGCCAACGCCAUGUGCCAGUGGGAGAAACAGAAACCGCCCUGCCAAAGUGCCCACCUCACCGGGAGCUCCUGCUUCGAGGCGAAAGCCUAAACCUCCGUAUCUUCCCUCUUUCCUUCUCCUCAUUUUUACAUCUCACACUUUCCAGCACCGCUGUUCCAACAUGGCGUCGAGGAGACACUUUAAACUGCUCUUGUUCUCUGCCUUCUCCUCUGGUGCUAAUCACCACUUC
Molecule: messenger RNA, 1570 nt
Organism: Cyprinodon variegatus (sheepshead minnow)
Lineage: Eukaryota; Metazoa; Chordata; Actinopteri; Cyprinodontiformes; Cyprinodontidae
Product: abhydrolase domain-containing protein 2-A-like
Exons: 11
Coding region: 133-1431 (432 amino acids)
Biological process (GO): medium-chain fatty acid biosynthetic process; medium-chain fatty acid catabolic process; steroid hormone receptor signaling pathway
Cellular component (GO): sperm plasma membrane; sperm flagellum
Molecular function (GO): acetylesterase activity; monoacylglycerol lipase activity
Source: RefSeq, a predicted model, not a curated record